UCAGUUGAAGAUGCCAAUAACAGCGGUAUGAACUUAUUGGACCAGUCUGUCAUUAAAAAAGUUCCAGUUCCUCCAAAAUCUGUUACUUCUUUGAUGAUGAAUAAAGAUGGCUUCCUGGGUGGAAUUUCAGUCAAUACCGGAGAGGUGUUUUGCUCUGUCCCCGGUCGCUUGUCUUUGCUUAGUUCAACUUCAAAAUAUAAAGUAACUGUGGGAGAAGUUCAAAGACGCCUUUCUCCUCCGGAGUGUCUGAACGCAUCCCUCCUAGGAGGAGUACUUAGAAGAGCCAAAUCGAAAAACGGGGGGAGAUCUUUGCGAGAAAGGCUAGAAAAAAUCGGUUUGAAUUUACCAGCCGGCAGGCGUAAGGCCGCAAAUGUCACUUUACUCACGUCCCUGGUGGAAGGUGAGGCCGUUCAUUUAGCUCGGGAUUUUGGGUAUAUCUGCGAAACGGAGUUCCCAGCCAAAGCUGUGUCGGAGUACCUGAACAGACAGCACACGGACCCCAGCGACCUCCACUCCAGGAAAAACAUGCUGCUGGCUACAAAGCAACUUUGUAAAGAAUUUACAGAUCUCCUGGCCCAGGACAGGACGCCCAUUGGAAACAGCCGGCCCACCCCUAUUUUGGAACCGGGCAUUCAGAGCUGCUUGACUCACUUCAGCCUCAUCACUCACGGCUUUGGGGCCCCCGCUAUCUGCGCUGCCCUCACAGCCCUCCAAAACUACCUGACUGAAGCGCUCAAAGGCAUGGACAAGAUGUUCUUGAACAACAACACUGCUAACAGGCACACAUCUGGCGAAGGACCAGGUAGUAAAACUGGAGACAAGGAAGAGAAACACAGAAAAUGAGAGAGA
Messenger RNA from Merops nubicus (carmine bee-eater), 849 nucleotides. RefSeq names its product transcription factor AP-2 beta (activating enhancer binding protein 2 beta) (gene TFAP2B). NCBI's taxonomy places the organism in Eukaryota, Metazoa, Chordata, Aves, Coraciiformes, Meropidae. Gene Ontology annotation, cellular component: nucleus. Gene Ontology annotation, biological process: regulation of cell population proliferation; anatomical structure development; regulation of transcription by RNA polymerase II. The record is from RefSeq and is a predicted model, not a curated record. The transcript is spliced from 5 exons. The annotation marks the transcript as partial. Gene Ontology annotation, molecular function: DNA-binding transcription factor activity, RNA polymerase II-specific; RNA polymerase II transcription regulatory region sequence-specific DNA binding.